Molecule: messenger RNA, 318 nt
Organism: Letharia columbiana
Lineage: Eukaryota; Fungi; Ascomycota; Lecanoromycetes; Lecanorales; Parmeliaceae
Exons: 4
Coding region: 1-318 (105 amino acids)
Cellular component (GO): mitochondrion; cytosol
Molecular function (GO): deaminase activity
Source: RefSeq, a predicted model, not a curated record
AUGCCUACAAGAGUCGCAGUGAAGACUGACAAGGCUCCUCCGCCUCUUCCCGUCUACUCUCAAGCCAUCGUCUGCAAUGGCAUGGUCUACUGUUCCGGUCAGGUCGCGAUGCAUCCCGAGACGAAGGCAAUGGUUGAAGGGGGUAUUUCUGACCGAACCGCUCAAUGCUUCAAGAACCUCUCGGCCGUACUUGAAGAGGCCGGAUCAAGCAUGAAGAAUGUGGUCAGGGUUGGCGUCUUCCUGACCGAUAUGGCCAACUUUGCCGCUAUGAACAAAGUGUAUGAUACCUUCUUUGAGGAUCCUAAGCCAUACAGCUGA